GCACGUGGCGGGCUACCGUGACGGGGGGUCAGCCACUCCCAGUGCCAACCAGGCCUCACGCCCCCUCUUCAUUCCGAACUGACAAAAUCACACCGCUCUGUCACGCCUCCUUUUCUUCAUCCGACUCCUCUGUGUAGCUUAUCGGUUCCGCCGCGGCAAUUAGCCCCGGUCCGUUUUCACGGUGUCUGAAGGUAAUCAGGGCUGUCACCGCGGCUCGUCUCUGUUUGACCCGCAGGCUGUUUGGAUAUCACCUCUGUGCCUGACUGGAACAUAGUGUCCUUGACAUAAAGGGGAAGAAUGACAGCCAAGCACCGAAAAGGGAAAAGCAACCACAAACAAGAGGAUAACUUUUUUAAAAGUGAGCUCUUGGAAACAGAAGUUCGCCCUGGUGGGAACAGCCACACUCCUCUGCUGGUUUUAGUUUCGGUCGUUGUGAUCGGCUGGGUCGCCGGUGCAUGUUUUUUUUUCCAGCAGCACCUAACUUUAACUGACCUGACAGACAACGUUAUGGGCAUUCAGGUGAAAAUAGCCAAACUGCAGUCUUCUCACGAGGAGCUGAGGCUGUCAAAUACAAAGCAACAUGUUUCAGAGAAUGUGAACACACGACUGGCUUCGUUGGAGGAGUCUUAUGCACUGACUCAGAAACAGGUGGGCAUGGCCUUGGCUACGGCUGAGCAGCUGAAGACGUCCGACCUCCCUGCUCAGGUGCUGUCUUUGCACACUGAGAUGAAAACCCGUCUGGCAGAAGUGCAGCAAGCCACCGUGUCUCUGGAGCAACUGAGCCAGUUGCAGAGCAUGCUGACGGGGAAGAGCGUGGAGUUUGAGGACAUCAGGUUGCAGAUGGAGGGCUUGGCUGCUCUGAGCAGUGAACUGUCCCACAAGGUUGAGGACUUGUCUUUGAACUUUGCUGAAGCUGAAUCAAAGAUGGAAGAAAAGAUUGCCCAGAUUACCACAAUGACUGCUACCUUGGAUGGACAGACCAGUGAGGUGUUGAAACUGAAAAAUCAACUGGACACUUAUCAGGCACAGCUGGUGGAAACGGCUAAUCUCAGAGCGUUCCUUGAAAGUAAAGAGUCACAGCUGUCCCUGAAGGCCAGUGAAGAGGAGCAGGUGGUAGACCGAAUACAGCCUCCUGCCGAGUAUCGUGAAAGGAAAGAGGCAGAUGACGCUGAGGAAAAAGCGGUGGCUGAGGAUGAAGAGGUAACUGAUGAUGAAGAAGAAUUGGCUGCAGCUGAUGAUGAAAAAGAUGAAGAGGUGGCUGAAGCUGCUGUGGAGGAAACGGCAAUUGCAGAAUCUGAGGAGGAAGAAGACAUUAUGGAAGUUGAAAACGACCAGGUAGCUGAAGCAAAUGAGGAACAAGUAGAUAAUGCUGGCACAAGUGAAGAAGAAAAAGAGCCUGCAGAACUUGAUGAGGAGCAAAUAGGGGAAACAGAACCUGAUGAAGAAGAAAAGGUAGUUGCAGAACAUGAUGAGGAAGAAAAGGCAGUUGCAGAACAUGAUGAGGAAGAAGGGCAGGCUGCAGGACACAAUGAGGAAGAAGAGGAGGCUGCAGAACACGAUGAGGAAGAAGGGCAGGCUGCAGAACACGAUGAGGAAGAAGAGGAGGCUGCAGAACACGAUGAGGAAGAAGAGGAAGCUGCCAAACCUGAGGAUCAAGAGGAGGCUACCAAAAUUGAGGAGCAAUUGGAGAAUGUUGUCAAAUCUGAGGAGCAAGUAGAAGAGGCUGCUGAAUCUGAAACUGAACACCAGGCACUUGCUGAGGAAGAGGAAGCUCCCACAACUGAGGAAACAGAAGAGGCACCUGGAGAGGAAGACACAGAAAAAACUCCAGAAGAUGCACUUCUAGCAGCUGAAGAUGGACAGGAACUGUCUUCACAAAAAGAAUCAGGAGCGUAUUUGCAACAGGAAGAAUAUGCAGCAGCUGAUCAACAAUAUUCAUCUCCUGUGGAGCAGAAAGACAGAGAGAUGGAAGAAACUGCUACUGAAGAGGAGGGAAAUGACACGGAGCGUGAAGAGUUGGAAGAGGAGGGAAAUGACACGGAGCAUGAAGAGUUGAUUGCUGGGUCAGAAAGCAAGACAGAUUAUGAAGAAAACAUUCAGGAGGAAUCAACAGCCCUAGAGGAGAAACGAGAGGCAGAGACAGAGGAGGAUAAAAAUGGCAAAAUAAAAGAGAUGACUGAAGAACACCAAGAUCUACCAGCUGAAGAGGAGCCACAGGAGGCAGAUGAGGACGAGUUAUUGGAAGAAUUUGCUUUUCUAGAAAAUAAAUGAAGCAAGUAAGAAAACCAGUUUUGUGUUCGAUAAAUUAAUUUAUUGGCCUCAGUGCAUUGAAAAUCCAAUGUCUUGUAAUAUUAUUCACUCCUUCAACAUGUUCAUAUUUAUCAUGUUUGGUGUCCAAAUUAAUUGUUUUAUGUGACGGACCAACACAGAGUACAGUUGAAUGUGAAUUAGAAGGGAAUAAAUAUGAGGCUUUCAAAAUAAUAUUUUGACAAGUAUGCUAUUGUUUUAUUACAUUUAAGAAUCUUCUUAAGUCAAUCUACAAAUUAAAAGUUUUGUACUAGCACUUUGGAAAAAUUACUCAAGCACAUUCAGAUUUUCAGCUUUUUUUGGAAACCACUGAAGUCUUUAAACAGCAAUUCUGAGAUCUGGCCUUAUCUCAUCCUUUGUAUUUGGCUCCGUCCAUCUUCCCAUGAACUCUGACCAGCUUCCCUGAACCCGCUGAAAGAAAAACAUCCCCACAGCACCAUGAAACAGGGUUUUACAAUGACUUUCCUUCAAAAAUGUCAUGUUUUACUUUUGUCUUCAUGAUGCUUUUUAUUCACCGGAGUUCUCUAACAGACCUCUGAUACCUUCACAGAGCAGCUGUAAUAUUAUCAAGAUUAAAUUGGAUAAAAGUGAGUAUUUAUUUAAUAGAUGAUCCCUGGAAGGAGUUACUUUACCUGGAUGUACUUUGGCUAUAUUGGAGUAAAGGGAAUAUAAAUGCAAGGUCACCCUUUUAAUUUUCAAUUUUUUUGUACAAUAUUGAAAACCUUGUUUUGUUUUUGUUGGUCUGUCACUUAAAAUUGACUAAAAUGACAAACAAUGAAAAUGUUUGGGUGUGAAUAUGUUGUGGUAAGACAGACACUGAGACUACUUUUGAUUAGAUGCCCCUUCUGUUACAUUUCUUAUGUAAUUUGAUCUUUGUUACAGGGCAUGGCUGAUAAUUCUUUGUUUUUUUGUUGUUUUUUUGUUGGUAUGCUGAAGAAAUCCACCAAGAAGAAUGGGAACUUUACAGACUGUCUACACUAUGACAAAAUGCAGGUUUUUUUGUUUUGUUUUGUUUGAUGGCAGAUGAUGUUUGGAAGGCAGACCAAAUCAGAGUGCACUGAAAAGAUGAAAUUUAGUUGAUUUUUUUUUUAUGUUUACCUCUCAAUAACAUUGUCAAAAGCCUUAAUUCAUAACAGAUACCUUUUCAAAGAAAAUGAUCCACUCUUCAUAAGUCCCACUUUUGGCAUCAUGUCUCUGCACAAACUGAAAGAUUUAACCAAGUAACAUAAGAAGCUUUUUCAGUGCAGUAAAAUCCCAUGCGGCUUUCUCUCGGUAAUUCAGCUGACAAAAUGGGAAUCAUCUAUUAUCAAUCAAUCAAUGAAAUUUUAUUUGCAUAGCACAUUUCAGCAUCAAGGCAUUUCAAAGUGCUUUACAUCAUAUCAAACACAGAAACACAAUGCAACAUAAAAUCAAAAUCAAAACACGACAAUAAGUCAAGUUCCAUCAGUAAAUUUGUAAUUGAUUAUGUUUCAAAUACAAUUCUUAACAGUUUGGUUUUUCGUCGAGUUUGCAUCCAUAAAAGGUUUACCUGUUACACUCUUACUGUGUUAUAUAGAAGAAAGUACCUAUUGCUUUUUUUAUUCCCACUCAAGCUCUCAAUCACACAGUUUAAAACGAUGUAAACAGCCUGUGUUUACAUCCUAUUGUAUGGAUUUAUUACACACAGCAUCAUGUUUUGCAAGCAUUUAUUUCUGCUAUUUUUUUAUGAUUAUGGCUUACAGCUAAUGAGAACUCAAAAUCAAAUCCUAUGUCCUGAUUACACUUGUUGGAAUCUCCGCACAAACUCUUUAAUGGGUUUGCAUCACUGUCCUCUCAAGACCAUUUCUCAUGUUGUUUGUGCACCUUUUUUUAACCACACAUCUUUCUUUUUAUUCAGUUGUCCUUUAAUAACCAUUCAUAUAUGAAGACAGUGUUAAUUUUUUAUGCUGCAUUAAUACAUUGCAUUCUGUGAGCAGUCAGCUUCAUCAUUAUUUUUGGAUGCUUUCUUGCGGAGAGAGGUAAUGGCUGCUGAACUCCUAUCAAGACAGCAGUCUUCACUUUGUGAUUGCAUAUGUCAAACAGUGCCCUUAGCGCAACAUUACUGUGCUAAAACCUUUUUUGUCACAGCUCAUAUGUGAAAUAUAUGUAUAUUUUUUCUUUCUGAAAUUGAAUUUGGGUUCCCAACCCAAACCAUCAAACUUAACAGAAUUAAAUGCUUGAAAAAUAUCAUUGAAAUUAGUCUAAUAAAAUAGUGGAAUUGAUUGUAAAGUUUUGACAUUGAAAUGAAAUAUUUUACUAAGAUGUAUAUGUAUAAUUCAAGCUAGAUUUAUAUACUCAAGAUGGUAAAAGACAAAAUAGAUCAAUUUAUUUCUUCAUCAGUAUUUUAUAACUUCAUAUUCAUAAUUUAGUUUACUAUACAAUGGGAGGAUUUACUCUCAGAGUGAAUACUGUUUCAUACAGCCUUUAAAUGGCACAUUGAAGAAGCUCAGGGACAAAUCAUUCUUUACAUAGAUAGCUAAACGGUCACCGCUGAACUAUAGCAACAUUAUGAUGCCUAACAUUAAACACACUUGGGAAAAAAAGAGCCCAAGGUUUUGAACAAAUUUUGGUGUGGAAAUGAGCUUGUAUGAAGCCAGUGCCAGUUUGGCUUCAUACAAACUGGCACUGGUAUGAAGCACUGGUAUUUGUUUUGGUGUAUCGUCACCAAAAAAAAUGGUGACGAUACAUCAACUAGGUUAACUACUUCAAUUUGCUGUGUCAUAACCUUAUAGUGUCAGACAUUAAUUAAAAAUAUGUCCUGGGUAAUAAUAUUUAACGGAAUACGAAACGAUGGUUUUCAUGGUUCCUUUGAUUGCAGUCACAAAUCUCAUCUGCUGUAUGUGUAUUGGAAGUAAAGCCACAUCAGACUUUUUCAGAACUCUCCAGGAAAAGCCUAUUGAUACUGUGAAUCCUCACAUGACAGUUAUUUGCUGCACACUGUAAUAAGGUCAAAAUAUGUUACUUUGUAAAUUUUUACUAAAUCUGUCUGUACUGUUUUCCUUUGAUAUGUCGGUACCCCCUGUUGUUAAAAUAAACCAUCUUUCCUUUCCUUUUA
Molecule: messenger RNA, 5380 nt
Organism: Gambusia affinis (western mosquitofish)
Lineage: Eukaryota; Metazoa; Chordata; Actinopteri; Cyprinodontiformes; Poeciliidae
Exons: 4
Coding region: 298-2271 (657 amino acids)
Source: RefSeq, a predicted model, not a curated record